GGAAGGGGUAGUCGAGUAGUGGAUAAGCUACCUCUGGCCAUUGCGGGCACCACAGCUAGUCUAACAUCAUCUCUCCUCUCCAUUCUGACUUCUUCAGGCUGCCGAAAUGACUGACGACGCACAAGACCAGUCAUCCCAAUACAAUUCUUUAUUUAUCUUCAAAGAUAGCAAUCCGAUCAGAAAGCAUUGCAAGGCGAUUGUAACAUGGGCACCUUUUGAAUAUAUAAUUCUUCUGGUGAUUGUUGUCAAUUGUAUCGGACUCGGUUUUGGUCUCUACCUUCCAGAAGAGAAUGAAACUGCACAACUUCUGGAGAAGGCUGAGAUCUACUUUCUCAUCAUCUUCAUUCUGGAAAUGGUGCUGAAAGUGAUUGCCUUUGGAUUCGCAUUGCACCCCGGGUCCUACCUCAGGAAUCCAUGGAACUUGAUAGACUUCUUCGUCAUAGUUAUCGGGAUAGUAUCACUGUUCCCGCUUGGCAUUGAGUUGGACGUCCUCAGGAUGUUGAGGGUGUUCCGUCUUCUCAGGCUCAUCAGGUUCAUCAAGAUCAUUAGGAGUAAAAACUAAGGAGAAAGCAGUGAACGCAUUGAUGAAGCUUUUUUAUUCUACACAUCUAUUAUAAUCUUUAAAAUAUGUAUAAUGUAAUAACUAUAUCCUCUAACAAUCUUUAAAAAGCUUUAAGAGCUAAUAUUGUUGUAAACAUUUUGAGUUGUAUUUUUGUACAAAAGUAUAUUUUCUUACAUAUUAAGCAAUAAAAAUAUAUAUAUUUUAGCUUGGUAUAGGAACC
Molecule: messenger RNA, 782 nt
Organism: Nezara viridula (southern green stink bug)
Lineage: Eukaryota; Metazoa; Arthropoda; Insecta; Hemiptera; Pentatomidae
Source: the annotation of a GenBank genome assembly